Molecule: messenger RNA, 19710 nt
Organism: Diabrotica virgifera virgifera (western corn rootworm)
Lineage: Eukaryota; Metazoa; Arthropoda; Insecta; Coleoptera; Chrysomelidae
Gene: Atf3
Product: activating transcription factor 3
Exons: 6
Coding region: 386-1387 (333 amino acids)
Biological process (GO): regulation of transcription by RNA polymerase II
Cellular component (GO): nucleus
Molecular function (GO): RNA polymerase II cis-regulatory region sequence-specific DNA binding; DNA-binding transcription factor activity, RNA polymerase II-specific
Source: RefSeq, a predicted model, not a curated record
GUUUCAAAUAAGUUUGAGUUCAGCAUAGACGCGCGGACGGUCAGACGGCGGAUCAGAUUCAUAUGAAAUGUUUAUCAACUACGUCUACGAAGGCUCGGAUAGUUUGAAUUUGUGUUUGCAUGAUAAAGAAUAUAACGUUUCCGAGUGUCAUAAACUAUUAGUUCGUGAAUCUUGCACAUUUUUGACGAGUGUUUCUGAUCUGUGUUGCAGCAGGUGGUUUUAUUUGAGUUUUCGAUUACCUGUACAUCAUCAGACCCCUCGAAGGUGAUAAUAUUUCCGAGUUCCUUGGUUUCAACGCCAAUCGAGCAUCACCAACUGUGAAGAAGUAGUACUUGAAGAGGAGAGCUGAUCCAGCUGAGUCUAGUUUAUUGUGAUUUUAAUUUUAAUGAUAAAAAGUGAUAUUAUGUAUAAUUUAAACGUAGACUUGGCUACUUCGGCCCAAAACGCCGUCAACAGCCUCCUGGUAGACAGUACAUCAAGCACACCGCGCACGCCAGAGAUCCUAAAUUCCCUUAUAGCCAUGACCAAUCCCCUGGACAACUAUUCCUUUAACGAUUCCACGAAAAAGACUCCGACCAAUGGUACAGCGAGUGGGCAUUUCAAUUCCAGUAGUGAUUCCAACAGCUCAAGUAGCAGCCAGGUGGAAUCACCAACGACGAACCCACCAAGUGUCCAACAUACUUGUUCCCAACUUAUUAAGGCUGGACUCAAACUAACGAUCGAGCAAAAACGAAAACAGCAGAGCGACGGAGAAGAUCUUCUCGACUUGGAUAAAAUAAAGAAGAUAAAGAAAAACGACUAUAGCGAAUCAGAAGAGGAUAAAAUCAAAACGGAACACGGGUUAACGGCGGAAGACGAAGAGAGGCGAAAACGAAGACGAGAACGCAACAAAAUCGCUGCGACGAAAUGCCGCUUGAAAAAAAGGGAGCGCACUGUUAACCUCAUCCAGGAAUCCGAGACCUUAGAAUCCCAAAACAUUGAACUGAAAAGCCAAGUUCAGGAGUUACAAUCAGAGAAGCAAUCGUUGAUGAAUAUGUUGUCCCUCCACAGGCCGCAGUGUCAGCACAAUAUUGGUCCAGUGACACGAGAUCAUAUCUACAGGCUUCCCCCAGUAAACACCGUCAUGGAAACGCACUCAUACAGUCGACCCUCUUCUGUAGACCACACCAUAUACAGAACACAAAACCUCGAUUUCUGUACGCGACCCACCAGUGUUGGGUUAGUGAAUCACCUCACUUACUCAAAACCUAAUUAUAAUAAACCGCCCAGUAUAAUAGUAGAAGAGGUAAACGACAAUUACGAACUAACUCAGUUCACUAACCUCGACAGUUACCCUUAUAGUUCGUCCUACAGUAACUCAGGUAUGGACAAUGGUUGUAUGGCGUGAUUAAUAGGCUUAUUUACUCUAGUUAGGAUCUUAGUUAUGUAGGUUUGAAGAAAAACUGACAAGCAACUGUCUUUUCUCUGCAGUCAACUACCAUUAUUGCCUUAAAGGCCUUGUUCUCACCAAAAGCAACUGGCGACCGCAGCGCAAUUGCAACGCAACAGCAACGCGACUCGGCUCUAGUGUUUAAAUACACGUGUUUCCACCUAGUAAAAGGCAACUCAACUACAACUCAACCAGUUGCUCAUUGGUUGUUGGCAACACUGCAUACCGCGUCGCAGUAGCCAGUUGCGGUCUACAGUUUCCAAGAAUCGCUUAGUCAUGUCGGGCGAGACAUCCAGAACUUUGAAUUUUGCACUUAUAGCUUUGCCGUAAUUGGUGUCUUUUGUGCUUAUUUCGAGUUUCAAGAUUUCUACUACAAUUUUAGCUGUAUUUGCUCAUCUGGUAAAAUCCAUGGCAUUUAACAGGAUCAUUAUUAAAUUCCUGUGCCACUAUAUAAAAACUAUAUCCCAAAUUUAUGGUAAAUAUAAAAACCAUAACCAAAACCAUUUUGGGCUAACCCAAAAUUUUCGGUAUGUUUUCUUUUCACACUUUUUCACUAGCAAGUAUUUUCAUCUGAAGACUGAAGAGGAUGACAUUUUGUUCAUGACUACCGAAAGAAGAGACUUCAAAACAGUUUAUUUCAGUAAGUACACAAGAGCAACUCAACUGAAGUAGCAGUCUCGUUCCAUUGCGUUGCAGUCGCCUUGCAAUUGCGUUGUGGUCGCCGGUUCUUUUGGUGAAAACACAGCCAAACAGUUUUUAUGAAUUUUUUUAAUGGUAAUUUUAAUAAUUUAAAUAAAUGUUACACUAGUUCACAAAAAAAUUAUACAAAUUAAAGUGAUGUUAUGCUUGUCAGUUAUCUUUGUAUUCGUAUAGAUUUUAAAAUACUUCGUUUUUUAUCAUUUUUUACUUACAUAUCUAUUUAUUUUAACGUUAUAUAUAUUUCUAACUGUUUAUAUUUGAGAAAUAUAUUAUACUUGUACAUAAUACGUUUACCAAAUUUUUAUUACAUACGAAUAAGGAUAUAUAUACCUACCUGAUGUGACCAAAUAAAAAAAAUCCCCGAUUACGACUUUUUUAUCUUGAUUUACAUCCAGCAAAUUCUAUAUUGGUGCUUAAUAUUUUGCUUCGUCAAUUUAGUGUUUAAAAUAGUUCUUGCCUUAUUGUAUUAUGAUCACAAACUAAUUAAAUUCUUGAAAAACUGUUUUAUACUUAUUAAAUAUCUGUCAAAACAAAAUACCCUCGAAAGAAAUAUAUACCUAUUAAGAUGUACCCUAUUAUAUGUAUAUUAUGUAACAUUUUGCAAACAGGUUGUAAGACCACAACAAAUCUAAAUUUAUUUUUCAGUCGACCCUCUGGUUCUACUUCUACAUUUACAUUUUUCUUCAAGAUUAAAAUGAUUUUUUAUAUUUAAGUUAGCUUAGAUUAGAGUCCAGCUUACCUUCGACUGGACAGUUGUUCUUUAUCUGAACCUCUUCUUAUAUUUUGAUAUAUUAUUGAAUCCACUUCACCCCAUUCUAAUAGUUUCCAUUGAUUUUGAAGGUUUCGAAUUCAUGCUUAAGCUGCGUGUGUAGCAAUAGGAAAAAUAAGAGCAUUGACCAACCUUCACCAGCUGACUGUAACAUAACCUAACUUAAAUGCACCUUGGGCAUCACCAAUUUGUUCUGGAGUUUUUUUUAUGAAAUUAAAGUUUAAAUCCAUAAAAUUAGAAUUUUCAAUUAUUUUAAAAAAUUAACUUAUAUACAAAUAAUAAGGGUAAUUUUUUUACAAUUUUCCUAAUUUAAAUGAUCAUCUAUUUAAUAGUUAUGAUAUAUUUUAUAACAAAGAACUGUUUUGUCACAAUAUUUACUUAUAAUAUGAGUAUAUUAAAUACCAGGUACCAAUAUGUUUAUCCUUCAAAAUAUCUGUACCUACCUACUAAAUUAUUUCCAAAUAUAUUUUUUUGUAUUGAUCCCAGUGAUAUUUUAUGGCCUUAAAUCCAAUUUAUAUCUUUACUAUCACAUUGAAUAUAGCUUUAAAAACCACGUUAGUUAGUACACUAGUGAUUUGAAAAGAGCAUACCUGAGUUACUUUAAGGACGUAGGCGCAAAAUUUCGCGCCAAUGUGUUUUAAAUUCAUUCAUUUUUUUCGAAUCCUGAGAAAAAUAAUGAUUUUUGAAAAAUUUAAACUCAGAAUGAAAUAUUACAUUCUUACCGAGGGUGGAAAGUCCCUGAGAACUUCUAUAAUGUUUAUUUUAAUAAGGUGCAGGAGUGAAAAAAAAAGAGAAUAUUUAGUGUGAUUUUUAAUUUCAAUUAUUUCAUUUGAAAGAUACUUUUUGUUUAUUCUAAGAGACUUUCGGCCCUCGGUAAUAAUGUAAUCUUUCAUUCGGCGUUUAAAGUUUUAAAAAAUACUUAUUAAUUUUCCCAGGAUUUGAAAAAAUGAAUGCAUUUAAAAAAACAUUGAAGCGAAAUUUUGCGCCUACGCCUUUAAAUGGAUUCUUUAAUGUAGGUAUUACUUUUAAUAAUAUUUUACCAGAUUAAAAAUAUAUAAAUAUAAUGAUAAUCGGCAUAAAUAUUGAGGGUAGAAUUGGUAGUCAUUCAAAAUAAAAAAAUUAUUUGUUUAUUAAAUUCAAUAAAAAAUCAUAAACCUAUCAAGUAACAUUAAUGUGGCUGAAGUAAAAGUAGUAUUAUUUUUUGCUAUAUCUGUUAAGAUAUUUAAAAAAUAUUCAUUUAUAAUAUUUUAUUGCUUUAUCAUUAUAUACAACAUCAUUGUGUAUACUAGUAUUGAAAAAGUACUGCAGGUGAAAAAAAGUCCAUCCAUCUGUUGAGGAUGUGCUAGUUUAUAUCACAAAGACUUAUUCCUUAAAUUAUGACAUAUCUUGCGAAUAAUGUUAACAAAUUCUAGUUGGAAUAAAACAAUUGGCUCAAGAGAUCUAUUUUUUUCUUGAAUAAUCAUUAAUUUCUCAUAGACUUUACAUAUUUAUAUAUUUUCUAACUGUCAGUAUCAUCAGAAAUAAAUAUAAUUUCAAUUUUAUCGAAAAAAACUUUUAUUUUAAAAAUAGUCAUUGUACUAGACUAUACAAUUAAAAACAAUAUCUUGAUCUUGUUUUUGGAAUGUAUAUUUUGGUUUUAGAGUAUUUUAACGCCUUCCAGUACAAACCACUCACUUCGAAGUAUAAAUUGACAGAAAUAUCUGAAACUGUCAAGGUUAGACCGAUCGAAAACUUUGCUGACGCAACGUUGUCAGAUCAGUUAGGUUUCAAAGGUUUGUCGGUUUUUUAUUUGUUACCUGUUUCACAUUAAAAUUUCCUUCUGCUUGCUCCUGCGUAAAUUUUAAAGCAUUUUGUAUAAUUUCACGGGAUUGUGCCCUUUUCUCCUAUUUUUCACGGUACUUGUAAUAUUCAUGUUUAUUAAAAAAAUAUUAAAUGUAUUAAAAUAAGCAACUAUUCGACGAUUUUAUCUGGCAAUGUCGCAGAUCCACUGAUUUCGUGCACAAUGCAUUUUAAAUGGAUGUUUACUGUUUACACAAACUCGUUUAAUUGAAGUCCUCUCCUUGAUUUGCUAUCUGAGUGACCUUCGCAGUUUUAUAUAUUUCUCUACAACUGCAGCUCUGUUAAUCCGUUGAGCUAUCAAUACAAAGAUCCAGUUUUUUCUAAUUACUUUUCUUGUAGAGUUUAUUUUGGAUUUGAAAUAAUUGGGAAUGAGAAACUUAAUUUAGUUGUUAUUCUAUGAAGAUGAUAUUAGUUGAGAAAUUAAUAGGAAAAGCCAAUUGGUUCAUUUUUAAAGAGAUUGAGUGUUUUUUGGACUGAAUUAGAAAGUGUUAAUAUUGAUUAGCAACUGCAAAUGUUACUGACUUACCUUUCCCGAUUGUGACUAGAUUAUAAAGAUUGUGAAUAUAAUGUCCGAUUUGACUUACUCCUCUUCUAUUUUUAUACUGUCUUAGGUUUAGUUACUAUUUAGAGUAUUCACAUCAUUGUUAUAUUUUACAUGUUACCAGAUCUGAAGUGAAUUCUAUAGUGAUGUUAAGAUUUUUAUAAAUAUAUAAUUGUUUUGUUACUAUUACGAAUGUACCGGAUGUCCCAGUCGGAAAGUGUACAUUUUUCGAAGGCAUGAAGAACCAACGGAUUAAGGUCCGCGCUCACUUAUCCGGAUCAAAACGCAACGGAAGGUAACACGACGAUCGGCAAUUUAAUAUCUUCGUGUAUUCAAAUGACUCAGCGCAUGCUUUAGGGAAACGGACAACAUCGAUUCAUACCGAAACGCGCCGAAAUCUCGGAAGAGAAUACUUUCGCCGAUACAGUGUAGUGUAACGUAGCGAUUCGAUGCUGAGUGAAUAGUUAGCGAUACGACAACGAAACUAAACGGAGAAUAUGAACGGGUGGUCCAAGGGUUGUAUAUAUUUUAAUGUAAUCAGAGCUUAAAAUAGAUGCCGAAUUCAAUAUGUUGCUGUCGGAAACCAUGCGUUUUUUGAAAACUAUAAAUUAGCUGAUUUUUAAUGUGAAAGAAUUAAAUUUUGUAUUUUGUUUUGUGAGAUCAGUUUUUACAAUAGAUAAGAGUUCUUGAUAUUUUUCGUAACUCAUUCUAACGUAUUGAUACAAUUUGUUUUGAUGAUCGAUUACAUUACUAAAUAAAGUAGCAAAUUCACUUUCAAUGUUUGGUUUUUUUACAAAUUUCAUGCUCCCACUUAUGAUGAUUCCUUUUUGAAAGUUUAUUUUGCUGUUCCUCUUCCGCGCACAACAAACUAACAAUAAUUAUUUUUGGAUCCAUCUUCUCUGAAAUAUGUAAAUACGCCGACUGAGCUGUCGGGAUUUUGCGAUGUGUUGCCGAUAAAUGCGCGAUUAAGCAUUUAGUUCCAGGCUGUAGCGUUCCGUUCCGUAGCCGACCGAUUCGAUCUAAUGAGCCCGGACCUUUAUUGGUCUACAAAGAGAAUACUUCGUCCUAGUAUCACCUAAUUAUUUUGUUCAUUUGCCUUUCCUACAAAUCAAAUUCAUAUCAUUCACUCAAGUUACUGUAUCCUACAUAAAACCUUCUACAUACCCACAUAACAAUUUCAUGUUCUUAGUAUAUUCAUAGAACUUACUUUUCAGAAAAGUAUAUGCUGAGAAUAUGCGUAAUUACCAUUGGGAAUGUGCAGAGCAGAUGCUGAGUAUAUACUACAUUACAGUACUUAAACGUUCUAUUUAUAUACUUAGAAUGUACUACCGCACUUCUUUUCAGUAUAUACCAAGAAUAUACUUUCUAGAAUAUUCUAAGGAGGUGCACAUCUUUUUAGUACAUAUAUGGGAAGAAUAUACCUAUUUUUAAGAAUAUUCGAAGGAAGUGCUAUAUUGCCCAGAAGUAUGUUUUCAGCAUCACCGAAUAUCAUCCUAGGUUCUACUUUCUACUAAGAAUUAUAUUUACUUAUUGGAUAUGAGAAUGUAGUUAGUACAUUCUACAAUAUUACUUAACCCUGCUGUCCUGUUCGGGUCUAUUUGACCCAAAAAAUAGUUUAUUUCUUAUUUUACAAAAUAUUACCCGGCGUAACGAUUUGGUGUUUCGUGACUUUAUUACCUAAUAUGAGUUCUUUCAAUUGCAUAUGAGAUAAAUAAUCAACUUCCUGAUUUUUUUGAUAAAAAUGAAAUUGUUACCUAGGGUAUGUUCGGGUCAAUAUGACCCGCGUAUUUAAACCGUUAAAAAUUACCUGUUUAUGUGUGUUUAGUUGGCAGUAUUCUAUAUUGGUAGUACCUGUGUGUUUGUCAGCCAGAUACGUCUGUAAAUAAAAACAGGUUUCUGCAAGCUAGAACUUGUAAAAUAAACAACUGUAGUAUAGCUGGACGAUGUUGCAAACCAAAUUGUAAAUAUGACCAACACGGAAAAACAGCAGGUCUUUGGAACCAACUGGAAAGACAUGAAUAAAGUUGGUUUCCAAGCAUACAUUGGUCUCUUAUUUUUAGCUCGAGUUUAUAAGUCCCAUGGUGACUCAACUAAAAGUUUGUGGAAUAAAGAAACGAGUCGUAGUAUAUUUCAAUCAACAAUGUCGCUUGAUAUGUUUACAAAAAGUGUGCAAGUAAUACGUUUUGAUAACAAAACUACUAGACAGGAUAGGAUACUAGACGUUUUGAUAAACUUGCUGCACUAUGUGAAAUUUAUGAAACAUAGGUAGUAAAUGUACCAACAUUUUUUAACCCUGAUGAAAAUGUUACCGUCGAUAAGCAACUAGCCUUUUAGAGGCCGCUCUCCCUUCAAAUGGUACAUUCCAAGCAAGCCAGCGAAAUAUGGCACAAAAGUUUGGAUUUUAUGUAGUUAUGAAUAGUAAAACUUCUUAUGUUCUAAAAUUGCAGAUCUAUACAGGAAUGCGUGUGAUGUGUGACUUGAGUAGACAUUUGGAAGGCCACAAUAUUACGUGUAAUAACUUUUUUACAUCGUCAAAUUUAGGAAAAUUUCUUCUAACACAAAAUAGAUACAAUGCCGGGGAUUAUAAGUAAAAUAACCCGGAGCUUUCAGCAAAAAUCGCGAAUAAAGAAGGUCAUAGCUCGUCUUUUUUGCUUCACGCAAGAUACCACUGUUGUUGACAAUAUUCCUAAAAAUGAUAAAAAUGUUGUUCUUAUGAGUAAUUUGCAUUAUGAAUCGAUGCAUCGUGCAUCACUUUCAUCAAAUAAAAAAGCCCCAAAUUAUUUUAGAUUACAAUUCCAGUAAGGGAGCAGUGGAUACUCUAGAUUAGCUUGUUGGCACGUAUACAUGUGAUAAGAGAUAAAUCGCUGGCCAAUGAUUGUUUUUUAUAAUGUGCUGGACAUAUCUGCCUACAACGCUUUCGUGUUCUAAUGGAAUAACAAUAAACAGGCAAAACGGCGAAUUUUCCUUGAGGAAUUGGGAAAAAACUAAUGAAGCCAGUCAUUAUUUCCAGAAAAAUAUACCAAUAACUAAAGACUCUCACGAACUGGUAAAAAGGACACGAGCGGAAGCAAGUAGACAAGAUGGAAAUGCUAGUGAACCAUCUACGGACAAUCUAACUCCGCCUGCUUAACGAGCACACUGUAAACUUGCCCUAAAAACGUUGACCAGACUAAUUAUUAUGUUGUAUAUAUCAUAAACAUAUGAGUAAAAUCCAUUCUUUUUAUUACUGUCAGUUGUAAACUGAAUUAAAUUUUUGUAGAUAUUUGUUACUAGGCUUUUUUUAAAGAAAAAAAUACUUUUUGUUUUUGUUAAUAAGGUUUAAUUUACAUUAACAACAUAAUUUUUGUUUAAUUAACCAUAAUUUCUUGUUAAUAAAGUUUUAUUUAUCACCAUUAUCUUAUUUUAUUUCGAUUAAGGAGCGUUAAUCAUAGUUGGGUCAUAUUGACCCGAACAGUACAUUUGUGUAGUUGACUCGAACGGGACAGCAGGGUUAAAAAGUAAAUAUAAAAUAUAUAAAUUUUAGUUAGUUAUAUAAAGAUGCUGAAUAUAUAAAUAUCUAUAGUACCCAAAUAUAUAUUAUGUAAUAUGUAUGAAAAUAACUCAAAUUUAUAUGUACCUACAUACAUACUUACUAUUUAAGUAAUAAUGAAGUACCAAAAUGAAUUUUUUAUUUGACCGCAAAAAAAAUAAAAAACUUAAUUAUGUAUGUUCCUAGUCCUUGUAGAAAUACUUGGUCUUCGUCAUAACACAGCAUAGACAGUGUUGAGUAUAGACACAAAUGCCAAAUGCCUAACUGUAACUAUUUUCAUAUUUUGUAUUUUCCAUGUAAAUUGUAAUUCCAUGUAAAAAAUAUUUCAUGAAAAUACUCAUGAUAAACUUAAUCAAAAUAGUAAAUUCAUUGCAAUUAUGAAAACGAAACGAGAAUUUCUCCUUUUACGUUAAUACAAUUAAUUUUUAAACUUUUUUUACCAUACAAUUAAAACAAUUUUAAAUAAUGAAUUCGUCCAAUAGUACCUACAUACAUAAAUUUUUUAAUUUUAAUAAUUAUUAUUUUUAACAAAGUUGAUAAUAUAUGGGCUAACAAUAUUCUUCCUAUAUAAUACAUAUAUUAUUUUUAAGAUAUUUUAAAAACACUUAUAAGUAUGUGUCAAGCAUAUACUUUAAUGAAUAUUCGAUAAAGGUAUAUUCUAUGAAUAAACUUUUUUUAAUAUUCCGACAUACUACGUACACGAAUGUGCUCAGUAUAUUCGGUACGAGAAUAUUCUUUGAAGUAUAUGCAAAGAACAUGAAAUUUAGAAUGUUUUUUAUGGUACAUGCUAUGCUUGUACUACGCAUAUACUAAAAAGAAUAUACUCCGACGAAUGUUGGCAGUAUAUGCUUUGAACAUGACGCGAAUAUCACUGUUAUGUGGGUAAAUAUAAUUUAUAACAUAAUAAGUUUUUUCACUUUUACACAGAUACAUAUAAACAAUAAUGGAAUUAGAUUGUAUACCUUUAGGUUGUUUACCCUUUUGAAUUGGUUGAGACUGAAAGUUACUCUGCUACUUAUAUAUAAAGUUUGGAUCGAUUGUAUACCCAUAUACUACUGGUCUUAGUCUCUUAGAAAAGUGUGACUGUAUUUAAGCAUUCCAGCUGUGACAUCCUGUAUCAUAUUGGUGCAUAAAACGCAUUCCGAAACUAAUAGAUUGUAGACUUUCUUACUUUCUAUUUUGUAUAAUUACAUUUCAUGUGUUAAAAUAUUUAUAUUGUGGAUGUUACUGCCAAAUUUUUAUUUUUAACUGUGCAGUUAAAUUAUAUUUUUUGUUUGUUUUUAGUUACAUAUUUUUUCCAUUUUUACUUAUUUUAUUAGAUAGUUUUUUAGUAUUUAAAAGUCUCUUUGUACCUCUUCCAAUUUUAAUAAGCAUUGUCGAGCGGAAUAAUGUAUUGUGUUAAUUUUUAUACCCUUUACUACGACUAUAAACUGUUUUUUAUUCUAAUAGGGCUUUUCAUCGCUUCUCAUGUCUUUCGGGCACUUGUCACGUAUCAUAUACUUAAUACAUUCAAUGCGACACAUGACAAGUGCCCGAAACAAAUGAGAAGCGAUGAAAAGCCCUAUUAGUAACAUUCUUGUUGAUUGUGAUUUCAUUUUGGAUCAGAUAAAUAUUUUAAUGUUAAUCUACUCCGCAUUUUUUUUUUGCCAUAUCUGUGCUGAUUAUUAUAGCCUAAUAGGCUAUUGAUUAUAUUCAAAAUAAGAUAGCUAAAAGGAACUACAACGUUAACGGGGUUUUAUUAUUUUUAUAUAGUCAAUGGACAUCUAUAUAUGAAAAAACCGCGGAGUGCUACCAUUUAAAGGGGUGCGUUUUUGAGAAAUGGGUGAAUUAGUCCCUGGGCGCAGGUUACAUUAGGGUGAGUUCUAUGCACUUUUGGUACAAACAUGUCUACAUAAAAAUUGUUCCUGGUUAAAUUUCCUACCUAAAUAUCACUUUUUAAAGUCAAUGACACUUUUUUUACAAAAAUAUAUUCAAAAGAAAAAGCACAAAGAAAUCCAAAAGAAAGAAAUUUUGUUUUUUGUCCCAUAACUUUUGUCCACGAGGAUAUAGAUAUAGACAUAUACAGAAAAAAAACCUACAUAUUUCUUCCUUAAAAUGUUGUUUAGUAGAGGUAAUUAGGAUUUAUAGUUUUCGAAAUAUGAUUUUCAAAGUUCGCCACUCACAGCAAUUUUGGGCAAUUUUCCUUGCUAUUUCGCAAAUAUUGUUCUGUAACUUUUUUCUACGUAACUUUAGGUAUAUGCAAUGGUACACGUAAUAGGAAUAGAAAUCAAUUACCUUUAAAAUGGCCUACCGUAUAACGUUGUACGACUUUUUUUUAAGAGAAUAUGGUUUUUCAAGGUUUUAUACUUUUAACGAUUUUUUUAUAAUAUAAUAUAAAAAUAAAAUAAAAUUAUUAUAUCAUAUAUUAUAUAUUAUAUAAUACCUAAUAUAAAAAAAAUAUUUUUUACAUUUUUUACGAUUAUUUUUGAAAUUUCUCAUUAUAACUUUUUUUUUUCUUGUACAUGAAUAUACUAUCUAUAUAUUGCGCAACAAAGAGGGCUUACUUUCUGUUCUUUAAAAUGGUGGUUUAAAAUAAACAUCAUCACGGGCGCCCAUACAAAAAUUUUCGGGGGGGGCCAGACGUGAAGAUAUUGCACAUUAUAUUUUGUAUACUUCGGAUAACCAUAUAUAGUCUACAGCAUCCGAAAAGCUAGGGGGGGCACGGCCCCCUGCUCAUGGGUAUGGGCGCCCAUGUGUAUCAUCUAUAUUUAAAUACAUAAUGGAAACCGAGUGAUUCUUUGAUAUUUUUAUACCUGUAUUAUUUAAAAUUAUUUCAUCACUUUAAUUAAAAUUAUUUAAACGUUGACAUUUAAAAAAUUUUCAAAAUAAAUCAAAGUCCAUCUCUUCGUUAGCAUUAGCUUCAAUAUCUUCCUCUGACACCUCAGUUAUCUUAGAGUUCCCCCAAUUAACACCCAUGCACAUGCACCCUUUGCAGAAUAUUGAACAACUAAUUCCUAUCUUCCUACAACCGCAGUUUUUUGUACAUCCUUUGGUACAUUUCCAUGCUAUUUUUCAAGCAAAGCUUGUGGUGCAGGAGCUUUGACAGUAAAUAUUGGAAUAAAUCCAUAUUUUGAAGUUUGCCCGGCCGAGUCAAGUGAAUCCAAAGUAUUACCUAUAAAAAAUAAUAUUUAAUCAUAACACACAAUCACAUAAAAAAGUUAUAAUGAGGAAAUUAAAAAAUAAUCCUAAAAUCAAAAAUCGUUGCAAGUACUUAUUACAAUUUCAAAAAUAACCCUAGAAUUUUUUAUAAUACACCAUUUUAAAGUAAAUAGAAUUUUCUUUUUUUUUAUUAUAUAAUAUAUACCAUAUAGAAAAAAAGUUAUAAUGGGAAAUUUAAAAAAUAAUCGUAAAAAAUAUAAAAACUCGUUAAAAGUGUAAAGUCUUGAAAAAGAUAACCUCUUUAAAAGAAGUCGUACAACAAUAUACAGUAGACCAUUUUAAAGGUAAUUGAUUUCUAUUCCUCUUACAUGUACCAUUGCAUAUACCUAAAGUUAGGUAGAAAAAAGUUACAGAACAAUAUUUGCGAAAUAACAAGGAAAAUUGCAGAAAAUUGCUGUGAGUGGCCAACUUUGAAAAAUCAUAUUUCGAAAAGUGUAAAUCCUAAUGAAAUCUACCAAACAUCAUUUUAAAUAAAAAAUAUGUAAGUUUUUUUUCUGUGAAGCAAUGUCUAUACCUAUAUCCCCGUGGACAAAAGUUAUCGGACAAAAAACAAAAUUUCUUUCUUUUGGGUUCCUUUGUGCUUUUUCUUUUGAAUAUAUUUUUGUAAAAAAAAUAUCUUUGACUUUAAAAAGUUAUAUUUAGAUAGGAAAUUUAACCAGGAACAAUUUUUAUGUAGACGUGUUUGUAUCAAAAGUGCAUAGAACUCACCCUAAUGUAACCUGUGGCCAGGGACUAAUUCACCCAUUUCUCAAAAACGCACCCCUUUAAAUGGUAGCACUCCGCGGUUUUUUCAUACGUAGAGAUUCAUUGACCAUAUGAAAUAAUAAAACCCCGUUAACGUUGUAGUUCCUUUCUAUAGUACAUAAUCAAUAGCCUAUAAGCAGAAUAUUGCUAGUUAAAUAUGGCUACAAAAAUUUUGUUUUAUGAGUGUAUUUAUUCUCUCUGAAGUACAACUCUCUCAAUAUUUCCUUGAAGACCUGGUUUUUAUGAACUCAAACAGAAGCCUUUUAUGAAUCUAGAAUAAGGUACCAAAAUUUUAAGAGCGGGCAAAAUAUAAGAAAACCAAGGUCUGCAGUUAAAUAUUUUUUACCACAUUUGUAGCCACCUUUACAUUAUCUGUUUGUUGUUUAUCUGCUGCAUCUAUUAAACAUUCGGCCUGGAGACUGGUGGUCAUUAAAAAUAAAAAAUCUGAGUCUUCCUGUUAGUCAUCACUGAUCAUUACAAAGUAGAUAUUGUAUAGACAUAUUAUAGUUAAUUAAAAAAUAUAACAAAAAUUAUACAGGGUGAGUUUUUAGUGCGGGAUCGGUCGAUAACUCCAUUAUGGUAUAAAAUAUCGAGAAAAGUUAUUUAAAAAAAAUGUAGGCAAUGAUAUUUUCCACGCUUGGAAAAUAUGUUCAUUUCUACAGGGUGAUCAGUAACUGCGUGGUAUAUCAAACAUAUAAUUUUUUAAAUGGGACACCCUAUAUAUUUUUUCAUAUUUAUGUUCCCCUCAUAAUUCUUGUUCAUAUAAUAUAUGGUUUUGCAUUACUAUACAGAGUAUUUAACAGGUUAUGACCAUUUUUAUUUCGAAAUCACUAUGAGAUUAACACCCUGUAUAUAAAGAAGUAAUUCGUAGACAAUAAUUUGUUUUAUGUAAUAAGAUAAACAAUAUACUGUAGUUUUUAAAUUAAGUCCAAUUCAUAUCAUUGACGAAUAUUUGUAUACAGGGUGAACUACAAAACCAAAUUACGAUUUUCUCUAUUUUUUUUUAAUGGAUCACCCUAUAUUUUAUUUUUUAACAUUAUUGUAUUUAAUAUACUCUUUCAUUUUUAUAUAGCAUUCCCUAUAUCUAAACUGAUUACUUUCCGAGAUAUUUUUAGUUUUCUUCAAAUUUCGGGAAUACAUUCAAUUUUUCUAGUAGAAAUAAGUUAGUAUUGAGUGAUAAUUAAACAAAAUUAUUUUUAUUAGAUAAAUAACUAACAUAAAAUAUAAACCAUAGCAAUAUGCAGUGAAUAUACCAAUAAAUAUGAUAUCAAGAAAUUAUCAUAUUUCUCUAAUAUACAAGAAUCGUAAAAUUCCUACAAAAAAAACUUUGUAUUGUAUAUAAUAAUAUAACAAGAUUAUUUUUAUUCAAUAAAUAACUUACAUGAAACAUAAAUCAAAACAAUAUACAACUGAUGUAACAGUUUUUAGAUUGGUAUAUCAACAGCAUUCUAAGCCAAGAAUUUUUUAGUAGAACAUUCAUUUUUAUAAGCACUUUUAAACUACAAAACAAAAUUACGAUUUUCUCAAUUUUUUUUAAUAGAUCACCCCAUAUUUUAUUUUUUUUUGAAAUAUUGUAUUUAUGAUACUCUUUCAUUUUUAUAUAGCAUCUCCUAUACCUAAACUUAUUAGUUUCUGAGAUAUUUUUAGUUUUCUUCAUUUGCCGGGAAUACAUUCAAUUCUUAUAAAUAUAAAUAACUUAACAAAUAAGUAUUAUGUAAUAAUAUAACAAAUAUUUUCAUUCAAUAAAUAACUAACAAAAAAACAUAAAUAAAAAAAUAAAAUUUAAUGAAUGUACCAAUUAAUGUUAUGUUAAGGAUAUAAGUCUAAAGUAAAUGUUGAAAAUGACCACUUUCAACGUCUAUGCAAUUUUGUAACCGAUAUUCAAAUGACCGAGCCACAUUUCUAACAUUUUUGUAGUCAAUAUUAUUAAAAGCUUCUUUUAUUUUAUUUUUCAUAUCAUCAAGCGUUGUUGGAUGCUUCUGGUAUACAAGGUUUUUUAUAUAGCCCCACUUGAAAAAAAUCAAUUUUGAAAGAACUGGAGCACCGUCGUAUAAAAACCUCAACCGUCAAAAAAUGUGGACCAAUUACAUAAUCUCUAACCAUAUCACCUUAAACAUUUAUAGAUCACCUAGUUUGAGUGUUAACCAAGUAGGGAUUUCUUGAUGCAUAUUAAUGAAGUUUAAUAUGAAAAUUAUAUUAUUAAUAACUGCGGGUCACAAUCUGCAAUUAGGAAUGUGUUACUAAAAACUUCUUGGCUUAGAAUGCUGUUGAUAUAAUAAUCAAAAAACUAUUAAAUUACUUGUAUAUUGUUUUGAUUUAUGUUUUGUGUGAGUUGUUUAUUAAAUAAAAAUAAUCUUGUAAUUUUAUUAUACACAAAAUACCUAUAUAUUUUUGGAGGGAUUGUAUGAUUCUUGUAUAUUAGGGAAAUAAUGAUAAUUCCUUAAUAUCACAUUUAUUGAUACAUUCAUUGCAUAUUGCUAUGGUUUAUAUUUUGUGUUAGUUAUUUAUUGAAUAAAAAUAAUUUUGUUUAAUUAUCAUUCAAUACCAACUUAUUUCUACUAGAAAAAUUGAAUGUAUUCCCGAAAGUUGAAGAAAACUAAAAAUAUCUCCGAAAGUAAUGUUUAGAUAUAGGGAAUGCUAUAUAAAAAUGAAAGAGUAUAAUAAAUACAAUAUUUUUGAAAAAUAAAAUAUAGGGUGAUCCAUUUAAAAAAAUAGAGAAAAUCGUAAUUUGGUUUUGUAGUUCACCCUGUAUACAAACAUUCGUCAAUGAUUUCAAUUGGACUUAAUUUAAAAACUACAGUAUAUUGUUUAUCUUACUACAUAAAACAAAUUAUUGUCUAUGAAUUACUUCUUUAUAUACAGGGUGUUAAUCUCAUAGGGAUUUCGAAAUAAAAAUGGUCAUAACUUGUUAAAUACUCUGUAUAGUAAUGCAAAACCCUAUAUUAUAUGAACAAGAAUUAUGAGGGCAAUAUAAAUAUAAAAAAAUAUAUAGGGUGUCCCAUUUAAAAAAUUAUAUGUUUGAUAAACCACGCUGUUAUUGAUCACCCUGUAGAAAUGGACAUAUUUUCCAAGCGUGGAGAAUAUCAUUGCCUACAUUUUUUCUAAAUAACUUUUUUCGAUAUUCUAUACCGUAAUAGAAUUAUCGACCGAUCCCGCACUAAAAACUCACCCUGUAUAUUUUGAUUUUCUACUGAUCUUUUCUCUGGUAUUAAACAUUUGCAUUGUAUUUAUAUUAUAUUCAAUACAUUUUUUCGUUCGGUAUGAUCUGCUCCAAUCAUGAAACCUUUUAUUUGUAUGAUUGGGUCAGAUCUAUUUUUGUAUUUUCCACAAUUUUGUACUAGUUACUUAGGCAAUUAUUGCAAAUAAUUCGCUUUAAGGACUUUAUUGCUUGAAAUAUGUUUAUGCUCUAAGCUUUUUUACCAUUUUUAAACACUUUCAACGAACUCUGUUGAAAUUUAAAAAUAAGAACAAAAAUCAGGAAAGAAAUAAAGCCUUUUAAAAUUAAAGGUAACUUGAAAAAAAAAAGAUAAACAAAUAUAAGAAAAUUUAUCAACCUGUUUUUCGACCAGCGGCGGAUCCAGCAUUCUUAGAGGGGGCCUAUAUCGGCUAAAUUUCUAGAAAUUUCUACUAUACCGGCCCAUUUUAGCCUAUAGGCUCACCUGGGAAAGUCUCGUACUUUAUAAAAUAUAUUUAUAUGUUGUAAUUCAUAUUAAAUAAUUUAAAAAAAAAUCGUAUAAUUGUCCAUAUAAAAAAAACUGAAUGUUUUUAUAAUCUUUGUAUAUAAUUAAAAAAAGUUAAAUCACUUCGUUUGAGAGGGGGUCCGAUUGCCCCAUCGCUCCCCCUUGGAUCCACCGCUGUUUUCAAGUUUGUUUUCUAGACAGUAAAAUAUUUGGUAUCUAUGCACACGAAACUCCGAUUUUAAAAGAACCCAUCUUAGCGACAUGGGUUAAGUAAAUAGUAGCACUAAAACAGUAUUUUGUACAAAUCUAUGUGAAUAUCAGAUAACACGAACUAAGUGUGACAAUUUGCACUAACUACCUAAAUAUUUCAAAGGUACGCCACUGAAUGAAUUUCGAGCUUCCUAACGUUUCGUCGCUCUGCAGAAUCGGGUAACACAAGCCAAAAAUACGUAAUUUCGCACGCCACGCAUCACAUACUUGAACGUCAAGUAAUACUCAAUAGGGAACUUGCAUACAAUUUUAAAUUCGACAAAAAAAUUAUAAAUCACAACAGAACAUGUAAUUUAAAACAUAUAUCAAAGGUAAAAAAGUUUUGUUUGGCUUGCGUUUGGCCCCUAAAGACGAUUAAAAACUUCAAAUUAUUCCAGCCAGGUCAAAACGCGUUGUGACGUGUUCUGUUUAUAUGUUUACAUUCUUCCAACAAAGUAAACAGAAUUUUAAAUUAGACGUUAUAAACGUCAGUAGAAAAUACAGUUAUGUGACGUUACAAGUGUUUUUGAUCGUUUGAACUAUUCAUAGAAAACUUGUACUUUUACAAAAUGGUUUUAUUUUCCGUAGUAAACCUUCUUUCCUUUCCUUCAAUAACUAUAUCAAACUCCAAUGUCAACAAACUGGUAUAUAUUAUUACAAUGACAUACGAUAAAUGUUAAAGUCGCUUUUACCCCACUCUCGCAUUGGUAGUCGCAUAGAAACCUACGGGUUUUAACAGGGAAAACCCGCAUCCACCACUGGUGAAUUACAAGUUGCGUACUGCCGGUAUUACUUCUUGAGAUCAAAGUGCCGACAUGAGAGGUUUUACUGUCCCUCUUUAUACUGUGGUUAAACUGUGUGACAUCACGGGUCGUUUGAACUAUUUUGAAAUAGAGAAGACUUUAAAUUUGUACUUCUAAGUUAUUAUGAAUUUUUGAAAAAAUGCGCGUAAAAUGAGCGUAAAAUUUUGGAAGUCUCAUUUUUAUACAAAACUGAACAUUAUUAUGUAAUAAAAAAAUGUGCAAGUUCCCUAUUGAUUCAUUAUUUUUUGUCGCUGAUUCUCAGGAACUUUUAGAAAUUGGCAAAAUGUAUGUAUUGUUGUUCAUUGAUGAUUGGCAUUUUCAUAUUAAUCAAAGGCCCAACUUUCAUUUCUAAAAAGUAUUUAUAUAAUUUACUGGGUAAAACAAAAAAUUAAUUAAAAAAUACUGAUUUUUGUUCUUAUUACCAAUGUUUUGAAAAAGUUGGAGUGUUUAAUAAAUUCCUUUUGAUAUUUAUAUAAACUGUGCCUUUUUUAUCUCAGGAAAUGGCAUGAGUUUUUCAUCAAAAUUUCAAAAGACAACUACUUAACAGAGAAAAUUGUGAUAAAAAAAUACUAAUUUGUCUACUGCCCGGUCUGUCUGCCUCGUAUAUAUUUCCGAAUAAGACAUAUUUCGCACAAGAACACUCUAAAAAGGGUAACUAUAUUAUCAUGUUCUGCUACAUAAUUUUUUCAAGAACGAUAUGUAGGAGUAUAUCAACACAUGACAGUAUAUGUCAUAGGAGUAGAAUUUGUCAGUCUCUAUGUUUGAAUUGUUAAACAACACAGCAUUUUAACAUCAUUUUGGCCUCGCAUGACCUUAUCAGACACUGGGGCUGAAUACAAAAUCAAAUACAAAAUUCCAACAACCGCCUCCUCUCACUAAGUAAAUAUUUCCUACUUAAAGUAAUAUCAUACAAAUACUACUAUUGGGACCGUACAAGUUCGGAAAAGCGACACCUGGUUUCAUAGCUCGGCAAUAUUUUCGCACUUUUAAUUAUAUUGGCCAAUCAUAUUGGUCCCGGUUGCUGGAUAAUUGUCAAGGCCGUAGCUCAAAAAAAAAUUAUAAGAAAAAAAAGUAAGAUUUAGGUUAUGUUAUUAAAAGGUAAAUAAUUGUAUGUAGUAAAUAAAAUUAAUUAUUAAAAUACAGUACUGCAAGCAAAAUACAAUUAAUUAAAUAUACUUUUAUAAUAUAAUAAUAGCAUAUCAUAUCAAUAUUGUGAGCAACAUAUAAUUUUUCUUCUUCAAUGACAGUAGGUAUGAAAUAUACGUCAAUUUGACAAUUUCAAUUGACAAUAUGAAUUAUUUAAGAAAGUUGCAAGAUUUCUCCGCUAUUCGCGCACGACCGUUUCUCGUAUCCCCUCCAAGUACUUGCACACCGCGAAUACUGUACUUGUGCUCUUAUGACAUGUACUGUCUUAAAUACAUCAAAGAAAUAGCAAGCUUUUGCUAGAAGACGUAAAUUUUUACAUAUUAGUACACUACAACUGCACCUGUCAACUACCCUACCAUGUGAUAUAAAGUUACCUUUGCAGAUAUGUUGAUCAAAUAAUAAUCAACAACUUCUUUGACAUUUGACAGAGGUGGUUUGUAAUGUAGUUAUACAAGUGUUAUGACGUGUAAUAUUCAUUAUUAACUAAGUAUAGCAGGUAUUAAACAGACCGGGCCUGUAGAUUCUUGUUUUCUACAGAAUAUAAAGAAACACGUUCUUGUGCCAUCACAUAACUUUUAAUUUUGUAACACAAAGUUCUAUUUUUGUAUAAAAGUUUUUAAAAUUAAGGAAACCUAAUAAGGCCUAACAAACUCCAUUUUGCAAAAAAUUAACUAUUCAUGUUUGCCCAAUGAUUGUUUUGAACAAUAAUGUGAUUUCUGGGUAUGCUAACUUGUCAAGAUGUUCUUUUAUGUAUAAUUCAGCUGAAAGAAUAUUUUGGGAACGUGUAUACUGUAGUUUUUUCCAAAAUGAUUUAAUCAAGCUCACUGCUAUUUUUAAAAUUAAAAAAUCACAAAAAUAUCUAUUCUAAGUGCUUUUGUUACCUACCCAAGAUACAAAAUGGGUUGAUAAAGUAAAAGAAUUAGCCGUAUUUUUUAUUUUGAAAACAAAUAUAUACACAUGUUUAUACAUUUUUUUUGUAAUACGGGCUAAUUUUUUUAUUUGUUAGUAACUAGGAAUUAUAUUUUGUCAAGAAUUUUGUACCUUAUUCACAAAUUGGUUAAAAAUAAACAACUUUAAAAGAUAA